CACCGGGAGCCAACAUUCGGUACUCUCUCAGUCGCUCCGACUCGGGAACCAAUCGUCCAGAGUACCAGUCAGCGGAGAUAGCAGGCAGUAUUUCACCCUCUCAGGCUAACUCGCUUUCGGCUUUGGUUUGAAAUGGACACCCCUACAACCGCUCGGAGCAGACAAUGCUCAUUCAUGCGCACCUGCAAAAGCGGACUCUCCCUGUGGCUGGUGGUGUGGCUGGUCCUCGGCAAGCCCGGUUCGUCGGGGGCGUGCCCGCAUCUAUGCGUGUGCUACCCGACUCCCAUGACCGUGAGCUGCCAGGCGCAGAACUUCACCUCCGUGCCGGUCGGCGUGCCCUACGACUCGCAGCGUGUGUUCCUACAGAACAACCGAAUUACGGAGCUCAGAGUCGGCUCUUUCGGCUUCGGGACUCAGGUUCUGUGGCUGUUCUCCAACAACAUCACAUGGAUUGAGGCUGGCUCCUUCAGUGAACUGAGGGAUCUAGAGGAGCUGGACCUGGGGGACAACUCUCACCUGCGCAGGCUGGAAGGAGGCGCCUUCAGGGGCCUGGAGAAACUCCAGAGUCUCCACAUGCACCGCUGCAAGCUUACCGCCCUGCCCCAUGACCUGUUCCACAAGCUAUACAGCCUGCAGUUCCUCUACCUGCAGGAGAACCAGCUCCACUUCCUCCAGGAUGACCUCUUCUCUGACCUCAUCAACCUGAGCCAGCUCUUCUUGCAUGGAAACCGUAUCCGUACUCUGUCGGAGAACGUGUUCCGUGGCCUGGUCAACCUGGACCGCCUUCUUCUCCACGACAAUCGUGUGCGCCAGGUUAACCGCCGGGCGUUCCGCGACCUCGGACGCCUGACCAUGCUCUUCCUGUUCAACAACUCAUUGGCUGAGCUCCCCGGCCAGGCUCUCCGUGACACCCAGGGCAUCGAGUUCCUCCGUCUCAAUGGGAACCCCUGGUCCUGUGGCUGCGAGGCCCUCCCCCUGUGGGAGUGGUUCCGUGGCGCCCGCGUCUCAUCGUCCGAGCUGUUGUGUUCCUCCCCGUCCCCCCGCCGCGGGAUGGACCUCCGCUUCCUCCGUGAGAUGGACUUCGCCCUCUGCCCUCUCCCCGACCCUGGCACCCUGGCCGGCUCCACCACGAGGACCUUCAGCACCAAGACAAGAUGGUGGUUCUCCAAGCACAAGCCCCAGUCCCAGACCAAGGCAGUGUUCGAGAAGAGCUCCGAGACCAUCAAGGCCUUCCCGUUCCCCCAAGGAAAGAACAAGCCACCCAUCGUGUCCUCCACCAACGUCAAGUACGAGCUCGGUGAGGAAGAGGCAGCACUACCCAAACUCGACGCUGAGGAGUACUGGGCGAACUAUGAGAACGAGGACGCCGGCACCACGCUGCGAUGCUUCGAGCUCGAGUGUCCGCCUGACUUCGAUGGCCUCCCUCCCAACUCCUCCUCCACCCCCACAUCAUCCCCCUCUCUCUCACUCCUCCUCGCCCUCUCGCUACUCGCCGUCUCCAUCAAUCUACACCUCAUAUUUGGCUGAAUCAGACUGAGUACCCACUUCCCGUUCCUGUCUUCGCCCCGGCCCCUCUCAGGGCAUGGGGAACCCCUUGUUAAAGACUCUGUACCUCCCUAGUUAACCCUCUGAUGUCCUACUGGAUAACCUCUGUCAGUAGUACAGGACAGCAGGGGAUACAAAGGGGGGGUUAGAUUGUUACUUCUAACUUAAUGCAGGGUUAAACAACAAUGGCUGACAGUACAUAGUACAAUAUAGUACAGUACAGUAGUCAACCAAGGCUGUUACUACAACAGGUGCAUCUCACCUGUCUGGUGUGUUGGUUGCCGUGACGACGCCUGCAAUCAGGGGUCAGUGGUCACCUGUAACGCUCUACAGCUAACACCAGUGCUACUUACUGUUGCGAAUGCUAUAACUGUUGUCACUUGGAGGAAUAUUACAACUACAAGUGCAACGACUAUUAUAUGCAUGUUACGACUACUACUAUUCCGAAUACGUCUGCUACUACAAGUGCUAUGAUUACAGUUACGACAGUAUCUACAUUUCUAUUGUUGUACAAACUCUGACAACUGUACUGUAAAUAGGUGGGUGUACUUGAUGGUGCAGUGCAGUUGGGAUAUCCUUCUUAUAUGUUGUCUACCAUGAUGCCUCCUUUAUAAUGGAAUGUUUACAGAGAAAUCGCUAAGGGGAGAGAGAAAAGAAGGGAUGAAGGAAUGAAAGAGAGGCAGUCACCAGAGUACGAGAAGGUGAGAGAGGAUAUGUAGAGAGAUAUGUAAAGGUAGAGAGAGAGAAAGUCAGAGAGAGUGAUGAGUUAAAAAGAUACCAAAGAAAGAAGCUCGAGGACAGAGAGGGUGGAAGAAGGGUGGAAGAGAAGAGAAGAAAGAGCAACAGGAAAGGACAGAGAGGGUGGAAGAAGGGUGGAAGAGAAGAGAAGAAAGCGCAACA
This is a messenger RNA of Oncorhynchus gorbuscha (pink salmon), 2445 nucleotides long. Its product is annotated as reticulon-4 receptor-like 2. The record is from RefSeq and is a predicted model, not a curated record. The transcript is spliced from 4 exons. Gene Ontology annotation, molecular function: protein binding. Gene Ontology annotation, cellular component: plasma membrane. Lineage: Eukaryota; Metazoa; Chordata; Actinopteri; Salmoniformes; Salmonidae. The coding region runs from base 133 to 1527 and encodes 464 amino acids.